Messenger RNA from Lindgomyces ingoldianus, 462 nucleotides. RefSeq lists its product as uncharacterized. NCBI's taxonomy places the organism in Eukaryota, Fungi, Ascomycota, Dothideomycetes, Pleosporales, Lindgomycetaceae. Bases 1 to 462 code for a protein of 153 amino acids. The transcript is spliced from 4 exons. The record is from RefSeq and is a predicted model, not a curated record.
AUGGUUUCUAGACUUAGACCGAAACUCGUGGUACUAGCUGUAACCCUCGUCAGUGCUAAAAUAAUAGGGUCAAUAGAGAAAAUAGUGGAGAUUGGCCAGGACCAAUUGAUUCGAAUUUGGCCCCGCAGUCACUUUCCCCUUCACCUUCUACGUUCAAGUGCCUCAAGGGAAGUUAGAGAAGGAGGGAAUCACUUUGUCACUGAUUUAGUAGCUAUCAAGAAGAGCCGCGGAUAUGAAGCUGGGGGUUGGGUUCCGAGGUUCGUUGGAAGGACGAUCGGCUCUCGUCUGCCAGUUAGAAUUAACAGGGAACAAUUACUAUAUCGGAAUCAGGGCUUCCAACGAGGCGUAGUACUGUACAAUUGGGCGAUUUUGAGGCCUGUGCAGGUGAGAUUUUGGGUACGUUCGUACGACAGGGAGGAGGAGAGGGUCCCCGUAUCGGCUCCGACCCUGGCUCAACCCUGA